Molecule: messenger RNA, 1718 nt
Organism: Symbiodinium necroappetens
Lineage: Eukaryota; Dinophyceae; Suessiales; Symbiodiniaceae
Source: the annotation of a GenBank genome assembly
AUGGCUUCCCAGUUACAGGAGGAGGACGCAGGUGCUGUGCGUGAAGGAGAACCUGAAGAAGAUGAUGAAGUCCAUGGGGAUUGGGAGCUGUUCGUGGAGGACAGUGAGGAGUCAUGCGUUAUGGAAGGAGAUUCCGAACCAGAAGAAGAACCUCCUCGCUUACGGGCGCUUUGCAGCUCAUGUGACCCUGGGGUGGAGUUGGAGUUGUUAUGUCGUCGCUAUGAAGGUUAUCUUGGGGAUGACAAUGGAGCACCGGAGGUUCAGGAGGAGAUGGCUACGAGCUUGGAGGAGUGGGAGCUGUUGUGGCCGCGUAUGUCAAAGGUGGAACCUGAGUUCACUGAGAACAUCGAGGAUCUGAUCGCUGGACUACAAGAACCUUUGAGGCAUACACACAAUGUGAACCCACAAGAAGUUCGAGCCGCAAUGGAAAGGUGGAGGGAUGCGAUCGUCAAGGAGCUCGGGGUGGUUGAAAAGGGCUUCUACAAGACCACUGUGGAUGGAGUUCGGGAGCUGAAGAAGUCCCGAAAAGUCCAGGAGCUUCCAGCUAAACUUGUAUACACCCUGAAGCCACCCAGCGAACCUGGCGAGCCUGGCACAGAGUCGGCCAAAUGCAAAAGGAAGGCCAGGAUUGUUUGCUGUGGGAAUUUCAAUAGUGAGGAUCCUGGGGACGUAUUCGCUUCGGGAGCAGCAGCAGAGUCUUUGAGAUGCGCCCUCGCACUUACAGCUAUGAAAAGAUGGUCCGCUGGAGGCUUGGAUAUUGGAGGAGCUUUCAUGCUGACACCCUUGGAUGAUGAUGUCAAUGCGGUUCUAUUUGCUGUGACCCCGCCGGCCAUUUUGGUCCGGCUCAAGCUGGUGGAACCCAACGAGCGAUGGAUACUUACCAGGGCGAUGUACGGACUGCGACAGUCACCAAGACUAUGGUCAGUGUUUCGUGACAAGACUGUAAAGGCUAUGAAGAUUGAGUUGGCUGGUGAUACAUGGUACUUCAAGCAAGGGGUGGCGGAACCCAACCUAUGGUACCUUUACAAGCUCAAUGAUUCUACUUCUACCAGUCCGGAGGCCGUGUUGCUGAUCUAUGUGGACGACCUCUUGAUAUGUGGACCUGACCCCCUGGUGAGGGCUAUAGACAGCGAGCCAAAGGGUGACGAAGGCCACCUGAAAAGGGCUCAGACAAUGGGUGUGGCUUUGGAGAUCAGGCCUGAGAGCGGGGGCUUUGAAGCCUGGAGCGACUGCAGCUAUGCUCCAAGUGGGUGUCGAUCCCACAGCGGUAUGGCGAUUACCUGGAACAAAGCUGUUAUAGGAGAGUUGGUUGCGGCGAUUGAGACUCUCACCCUUGCAAUGAGCUUGAAGGCGAUAGUGGAUGAGUUCGGGGAAACAGUUCCGAACAUGUACGACGGCGAGCUGGAGGACGCGGAGCUCAAUGCUUUGUGGAAGUUGGUGGAUUUGCUCGACCCUUUGGAUAUUGAUACCCCUUGGGAGCUUUAUUUGUUGGUAGCUUUGAUCGCGGUUGGAGUUGUGGCAGGAUGCAAUACAGCAGGAGAUUGCCACGCAGCUCAAUGCUUCUCCCCCGCGUACUACGACUACGGCAUCCUCGGGAACGACAUCAAGGACCCCCAAGGAGGCGACGAGGGAAAGGUCACCUACUAUUCCGGGGUUGGCCACGUCCUCUACGUCUACGGAAUCGCAUGUUCCCCGGUUACCAACGACUUCUACAGCAG